Messenger RNA from Drosophila gunungcola (fruit fly), 5560 nucleotides. Its product is annotated as sodium/potassium/calcium exchanger Nckx30C. Gene Ontology annotation, molecular function: calcium, potassium:sodium antiporter activity; calcium channel activity. Gene Ontology annotation, biological process: calcium ion transmembrane transport; intracellular calcium ion homeostasis. Gene Ontology annotation, cellular component: membrane. The transcript has 10 exons. Lineage: Eukaryota; Metazoa; Arthropoda; Insecta; Diptera; Drosophilidae. The record is from RefSeq and is a predicted model, not a curated record. Bases 1042 to 3696 code for a protein of 884 amino acids.
GCCUCCGGACUCGUGGCCGCCUGCCAGGGACCCCAAAACGUUUUCGGGCGCUGUGCUGACAACAUCCUCGCAGGACCAACGAGCGGAUGACAGCCAUCCUUUGAGCCUUAACAGAAGACUUUGAAAAUGUAAACAAAAGCGACGCAGGCGCAGCAGUAUUGUCUCCCGCAAUCCUCGAGCAGUUUGGCAAGGAAAGCCGAGCUUCCAGGCUAGCAUCCUGCACGGCUGUCGGUCCUCGGCCGUCGGCAGUCGGUUUUCCAGCCCACAUCCUGGCCAGGCUCAAAAACAGGCUCGUGCAGGCAGCGCUCACAACGCCAGCAGAGUGCGCAGCGUGAUGUAGUCCAGCUUCAGCUCCAGCUGUAGACCGAGAUUGAGAACGAGACCGAAGCGGAAACAGAGCUCCAGCUUUCGCAGCGGCCACUCAGGGAAACUUUUCCACACUCGAGCACGCACACAGGGACAGGUCGAGUCGGAAAAGCGGAAAAGCCUCAGACAAAUGGCCAGGAAUAGCAGCAGCGGCAGUAGCAGCGAGCGAAGCAGCAGCAGCAGUGGCACAGAACCGAGAAAGCCGUGAACAAAAGUAGAAAAAAAAUAAAAACAUAAAAGAGGAGGCGUGAAAAUACCACACAAGUGGCGGGCGUGUGUGCAAAUCUAGGAGAAAAUCGCGUCCUGGGGAAAUGGAAAUACUGAGGCUUCGCUUAGCCACGCCAGCAGUAGCAGCGGAAGUAGCAGCAACACCAGCGGAAACGGCAACCUGAAUCCGCGCCCGCUCCCACUUUCUACGCUUUCUCCGUUCCGUGUUAAUUGUUAUUUAUGUAUAGUGUAUAUAUAAAGUUGUGUGAUACAAAUGGAUGGCAAAGAUCCAGCCAGCAAGCAAGAAACUCUUACCUAAACUCAGUCUAAUCAAAAGCGUACAACGACAACAAACGGUUUUGCAAGUGAAACGAUAACACCAAGCCAACCAAUCCAACCAACCAAUUCAACCAACCAACCAACCAAGCAAACAAACAAACAACCAACAACAUUUUUCCAACGGGUCCAAUGUUGCAGCCAACAACAUGCAGCAAACAGCAACAGCAGAGGCAGCAACCAGCAAUCGCAACAGCAGCAGUGGGAGGAGCAGCGGUCCAGGAGCUGCUUCGGCAAGCCGCAGCUAAAGAUCAUGGAGCCUUAGCAGCAGCAACUGCAACAGCAACAACUGCAACAUCUGCAACAACAGCAGCAGCAGCAACAGCGAGCCGCAACGCUUGGUGCCACAGUGACAACAUGUUGCCCGUAGGCCGCACCAGCAGCACAACGAUAGACUUCAACAGUCGCCGGCGAAGGGGGCGCCUACGAGGUCUCGCCCCCUUUGUCCAGGCGGAGAACAAGCAACACCAUGCUACAAUACUGGACGAGUGUGUAAAUAUUUUCAAGCGCUUAGUAUUAUUAACAUUAAAAACAAUAUCAGCAAAAACAAUAACGAAAGCAAAGACAAGAAGCAGAACGGCGGCGAUACCAGCAACAACACCAUCAACACCAGCAACGCCUGCAGCAUCUGCAACAUCUCGUUGUGCCUCAGUGGAGCAACUACUCCACCCAAGCAGCAGCAGCCGCAGCCGCUGCAGAAAUCGCUGCCUCCGCCUACCGGUCUACAGCAUCCUGCUGCUCUGCUUAACCACCCAGGGAUUGGGACUGGGCGAUGCUGCCAAGCCCAAGUCGGCCAAGCAGCACUUCGGCGGCAGCAGCAACAGCCCAAACCAAAACCAAAACCAAAACCAGAACCACAACGAUGUCCUGGGCGGGGUGGGUGCCCCAUCCCAAACGUCCGGCGAGGACGAGGCCGAGAUCAUGUACCCCUUCCAGUCCGGGGAGCAGAUGUUCGGCCUGGAGGAGGACCAGGAGCAGGACCAGGAGCUCAACUCCAAUGCAGUUCCCGGCUCCGACGAGGAUAAUGCGGCCAAUCAACGUGGUAUCAAUGACACGCACAACGAUAACUCGACCACCACGAAAACGCCACUAUUCCCGAAAGACCUAUUCACGAAAGAACAGCUUGAGAACGGCGCUGUCAUCCUGCACAUCAUUGGGGUGAUAUAUAUGUUUGUGGCGCUGGCCAUUGUCUGCGAUGAAUUCUUCGUGCCUUCCCUUGACGUAAUCAUUGAAAAGCUCGGCAUCACGGACGAUGUGGCCGGCGCGACGUUUAUGGCGGCGGGUGGCAGUGCCCCCGAGCUCUUCACCAGUGUAAUUGGCGUUUUCGUGUCGUUCGACGACGUGGGCAUUGGUACGAUCGUUGGCUCCGCCGUGUUCAACAUCCUGUUCGUGAUCGGAAUGUGCGCGCUCUUCUCGAAGACGGUCCUGUCGCUCACCUGGUGGCCUUUGUUCCGCGACUGCUCGUUCUACAGCAUCAGCCUGCUGGUGCUGAUCUACUUCUUCCGGGACAACCGCAUCUUCUGGUGGGAGGCCCUCAUCCUGUUCACCAUCUACAUCGCCUACGUGGCCUUCAUGAAGUGGAACGUCCAGGUGGAGACGUGCGUCAAGAAGAUGAUUACCAAAAACAAGGUGACUCGCGUCAGAAGUACAGAUCAACUUAUGCCAGCAGGUAAUGCGGCCAACUCCUCGGAAACAUCGAUGGCCACCCAGCCGGGCGGCUCCGUAACUUCGCGGGCGGCCAGCGAAACCCGCUCCGGUCCGCAUGGAUCGGGCCACGCGGGCGCCACAGGUAAUAGCAGCGGCGGGGGCGGCACCUCGGGUAGUACUCAGACCGGUGCCAAGUUCCGCCACGGCCUGUUACAGCUAAUGAUACACACGAUAGAUCCACUACACGAUGGCAAAGUGGACGAGAAGGCGACGCAGCUCCACGCCAUUGCCUCGCUGAAGGUUUUACUAGAUGCCACCAAACCACAGCGCGGUGGUGCCACCACCUCGGCGGCCAACCACGUCAAGAUCAACCUCAAGGAGACCACGCUCGCCGAUCGUCCCAAUGGGAACAUCGACACCACCCUCGACUCGCCAUCGUUGAGUGGUCGACGUCCUAGCUGGAUUGAGCAGAGGGUCAAAAUUCAGACACGCAAAUUUAGCAUCAAAGCGCCAGAAAUCGAGGAUGAGCCGGAACCGCUGAGCAUGGCCUGGCCGGAUACGGCGCGAAAGCGGCUCACCUACGUCCUGGUGGCCCCGCUCCUGGUGCCCAUGUGGCUCACACUGCCCGACACGCGGACGCCCCGCGGCAAGCGCUUCUUUCCGGUCACCUUCAUCGGCUCCAUCGUGUGGAUAGCGGCCUUCUCCUACCUGAUGGUCUGGUGGGCCAACGUGGCCGGCGACACGGCGCGCAUUCCGCCCGAGGUCAUGGGUCUGACCUUCCUGGCGGCGGGCACUUCCAUUCCGGACUUGAUUACCUCGGUGAUUGUGGCACGCAAGGGAUUCGGCGACAUGGCCGUGUCCAGUUCCGUGGGCAGCAACAUAUUCGACGUGACCGUGGGCCUGCCGAUCCCGUGGCUGCUGUACGGAAUCAUCUACGGGGCACCCGUGGAGGUGAACUCGGUGGGCAUGGUCUGCUCCAUAACCAUCCUGUUUAUGAUGCUGGUGUUCGUGGUGAUGUCGAUCGCCUGCUUCCGCUGGCGCAUGAACAAGGGGUUGGGCUUCACCAUGUUUCUGUUGUAUUUUGUCUUUGUCGCCGUGUCGCUGAUGUUCGAAUACGACCUGAUCACUUGCCCCUUUUAAGGGCAAGGGCAAAGACAAAAGGUGGCAACAGUUACCGAGUUACCCGAAAUAACCGAGCUAUCCGAGCUACCCGAGCAGCUAUCAAGGAUAUCCAGAUGCCGCCGAGGACGAGACAAGGACCCUGUCUCUCUCACACCCAAUUAGCUAAAUUAUAUACAAGCAAAUUAAUUAAUGAUUAACAAAUUAAUUAACAAUGGACUAAAGCUAAAUAAUCGAAUUGUUAAACAGACACAGAUGCAGACAAACACCGCCACACACUCACUCACAGAUACACAUCACCACUCACACACACACACACACACACACACACACACAAGAGCGAAAGCGAUAGUGAAAUAACGAAAUCGAAAACUUAACGUUAACAAAUGCGAGUUAGUUAGUGCCAGCGUUUCUUUUUCAAAAGACAUUUACUUUAAAGUGUUUAGCGCAGCUUUUUAACGCAAGCAGCCACCCCUACACCCUUUACCCUCUACCCUCCACCCUAAACUCCUACCCCUAACUCUAUAAAUCUAUCGUAUCUAUCUACAAAAUACUACCAAACUAGAGAGAAGGAAACACGACAAUGGCUUCCCAACCACUUAAUAACUAUCUACCUAACGUUUGGGUUUUAACUACAAGCAUAAGAAACCAGCAAAAGUAUGUAUCUACAAAAUAUAUAUGAUUAUCUCGGCACAAGGCACCCUAUAUACGGUACGAUACGAUACGAUACGAUACGAUACGAUACGAUACGAUACGAUACGAUAAAGGAAAGCAGCACCCAACAAAGCCACGAUCAGUGCUAAAGUUUUGUGUUGAGCUCUUUCGAUUCGAUCGAUCGAUCGAUCGAUAUCGAUCGGGCAGAAGCCUUUCAUUUGCGUGCUCUACUAAGAUUUCUCCUAAAAGCUUUAUCCAGAGCCUAUCUAAACUCUAUCUAGUUUACGACUUAUAUACAUAAUACUUAUAUCCCACUCACACGCACACUUACAUGGCAUACUAUAUAUUGACCUGCAUUGAUUAAGUGAUAAUUUGCGUACUUAUUGAACAAGCAAACGAACAAAUCGAAAAACUCUCAAAGUAAGCUACAAUUAUACUCGAAUACUUCAAAACAAAAUCGAAUCGAAGCGAAGCGAAGCGAAUGUAGGGCUUUAAACAUUUUGCUAAAGCAUUUGCCGUGCAUGCAGACCAGAGCAUUAUGUUUAUCGAUUCCAGUCCGAUGCUAAUUCUAAUUCUAAUUCUAAUUCUAGUUAUGAUUAUGAUUCUAGUUCUGAUCCCGUUUCUAGUCCUAAUUCCAAUUCUGAUUCAUGUUGGCGUGUUUAGCAGGAGCAGAGUUUAAAUUUAACUUUAAAUUGAAGCCAUAUUUAUUAUAGACUACUUCAAAUCCAAAAACAAAAACUAAGCCCACAAAAAUCCAAAAAAAAAAAAACUAAUUUCAUAUACUUUUUGCUUAAUGAAGUCCCCCAAGUACAUAUAUAUGAGCAUAUUAACGUAUUUAUAUAUAAACGACAUAUAAGACGAUAUUUAACGAAAUAUGAAACAAAAUCAACUUGCUCUCUUUAUUUAGAAAGUACGUAACAUUUUUCUAAACUAAAACCCUAAACUCGUAAUACCAAGUGGCCGCAAAACCGAAGAAAUGCAAAUGCAAAUGCAAUUGGAAAAGAAACCCAAAUAAUUUAACAUAAAACGCAUACAUAUAUACACCUAAAUAUAAACAUACAUAUAUAUACAUAUAUAUAUUUUAUAUAUACCAGAAGAUAACUUACUAUAUAUAUAUGCAACUAUACUUAAGUAGGCAAUGUAUCUAACGGAUAUCCGACGUUUGCAUAUGGCUCGCAGUCAAGUUGAGGAAGCGACAGAACAACAGACAGAUACAGAUACAGAUACAGAU